CUUCGCUUACAGAACAGGUUCCAUCGUGCACAAAAUGCCCUGCCAUUUAAUUAUGCAUCCUCAUGCUAAACCCUGCGGAUCAAGAUCUCCGAAGUGGGCAUGUCAGCUUGCCGACCUGGCCAUUCACCAUCGUCGACUCGGCAAGUUGUCGUUUACUGCUGGAGCAUCGGGACUCCACGUCUCCACACCAAGAAGCUGGAUAUCCCGGCAUCCUGCUGGAACAUCUCAUGAGGUCUACUUCUCCGGGAUUAUUAUUAUAUAAUACCCUAGAUGUCUGGAAGAUGUCUCUGAUGCAACCCAAUGCAGUCCUUUGUCCUGUGCUUGGCCAACUACUGUCGCUUCCGCGUCUUCCGGCUGUCGCCUUGGACAAAGAACAAUACCAAGCACGCUUUCUUGGCAAGACGACGUGUUAAAGGGGAGCAAACCCCUCAUCGGAGGAUAAUGUCUUCGCCCAUCGAAUUUCCAUCGAGAUGCAGCUGCCAUUCUUCUUGGGGACUUUGCUCUUGAGCGUGCCGGGUCUGGCUGCUCCCGGGUUUUCCAGACGCACUUCCACACCCUUGCAAACACCCAGCAUCACCUCUCUCGGGGCGCUGCAGGUAUUGCAUUACAACAACCUACACCCCGAGAACAAUGGCACUGCAGCAGUUUUGGUGUACAAUCGGCUAAGCCAUGCGGACGCCCUCGCGCGUUGUGCUACCAUCGGCGAAUCCCUCUAUCCUCUACCAAACGUCCCUGAAGCGAACCGUACCGAAUUGGACCAUCAACUCGACUACCUCGCCUUUGCCCAGGAUAUCAAAUCCAAUGACUCUUUCUGGGUUUCCAUGGACUUGUCGAACGAAUGCUGGGCUUAUUCCCACAGUCGAAAGGAGAUCUUCCAGGCACUCUGUCACAACCGAUUCCCGGCUAUCUGCACCUCCAACGUUCCUCCAACGACGGACCAAAAUAGAACAGUUGUUACUUCGUCCAAGAUUUCUCUCGCGUUCGAUGAUUAUAAUAUAACCGGAUAUCGUGAUUCUCGAUCGUUCCGGUUCCUUGGGAUACCCUUUGCAGACCCCCCUGUCAAAAACUUGCGUCUUGCUCCGCCGCAGGCAUACACGGGCUCUAGAAAGAUCGAUGCAACCAAGGCGUCGGCCUCGUGUAUUCAGUCUGUUUCAGCUUUUGGUACACUUGGUGCUCCAGCCAUCUCGGAGGAUUGUCUCUAUCUAAACGUUUUUACUCCUGUAUUGCCUGGAAAUGGUUCCGCAAACUCCACACGACGACCUGUGGCGGUUUAUCUAUACGGAGGGGCAUUUACAGCUGGAAGCGCAUCUAUGAUUGACUACGAUGGAGGAAACUUCGCCAGUCGAAAUGAUGUCGUUGUCGUGACAGUCAACUAUCGCGUGGGUGCCCUGGGCUUCUUGGCAACCGGAAACCUUACGUCCGGAAGCUAUGGCACAAGAGACCAGAUCAUGGCUUUGGAAUGGGUCAAUAAGCAUAUUGCUGCCUUUGGUGGAGACCCUUCGCAGGUCACCAUCUUUGGUCAGUCGGCUGGGGGUCAGAGUGUGAUCGCCUUGCUAUCCUCUACCAAAGCACAUGGUCUCUUUUCCGGUGCAAUUGUCCAAUCGGCACCGGUGGACUUGCCGUGGUUCCCUCGCGGUGUCUAUUCAGAACUUAUUUCCCCUAUUGUGGCCGAGGCCGUUGGAUGUGAUAAGACACAGAAUGAAACUGCAUUGCUUUCAUGUCUCCGGUCCAUACCAGCUACGCGAUACCUUGACAACUCUACUGAGUUUAGCAGCGCACUGACAGAAAUGUCCAAGACGGUGUCCUCGGACUACUUGCAUGUGAGCACCCUUCUCGCAUCCAUCGAGCCUUUCAUGCCCAUGGUAGACGACUCGGGUAGCGGUGUUAUCGAUGACCAAUUCUACACCCUCCUUGCAAACGACCGUCUUCCUAACCGCGUUCCAACCAUGUUCACUACUGUCACAGACGAAGCAUCGCUCUAUAUCGCCCAAUACAUUCCCAAUCUCGGAGCAAGCUCACUAGCUCUUGAUGCGCUAUACAAGACCGCCUUUCCCUCGGAUCUAGCCAACUCAAUAAUCAAAUCUGGUGCAUUCGCGGUAAACCGCGGUGACCCCGACGGGGCGCGGAAUGCAGCUGCCGACGCCUUAACACACGCCGAAUGGGUCUGCCCGCAAUCAUAUCUCCUCAACAAUACCGGAAAGAACUCCUUCCCCAGUCUAUACCAAGUCGAAAUCACACAGGGACACAUGCAAACUACCUCCGACGUCCCCGAGAUCUGCUCCCCGAACGAUAACUACAGCGCAAGUUGCCAUUCCUCCGACGUACUCCCCAUCUGGGGCACACUGAACAGCAAAACCCAAAACGUAGCGCCAUACUACGAUGAGCGCGAUAUUCUCCACUCGCAGCUUCUUAACGAUAUCUUUGGGUCGUUCUUCCGAACUCAUAAUCCCAACCCAGACCCAGCUUUCUUGAAGGCUCGUGGACCGGCUUACGCAUCGACGUACGAAAUCUUCGGGGCGCAGGGCUAUCAUAUGUCUCAAUUCCAUCCAGAGGAUAAACAACUCAGUCUCCUGGGUAUGCCACCUUCUUUGGCAGAUAACCCGGGAUUCUCGGAUAAGUGUGCGGUGCUGAAGGAUUAUGGGUUUACAUUUCAACAUGCAAAUUUGACUGCUUGAGGCUAUACUUCUAGAUAGUCUUUUGUACAUAAUCACCACCAGUUCCCUUUCUGGGGAUUUGUGACUUCCAGGUGGCAGGGCUUACGACUUUGAUUCGUGACUCUUUUCUUUGUCGAACUUUCAAAGGGGUCAAAUAUACUGCUCAAUACUAUAUAACAUACCACCUAUAUGAUUUUAACCAAGCAAAGUAAACACUACCUCUCUACCCUUUUCCAUUGUUAGAUAAUUCCUGUGAAUAUCUAGUCCUGUGGGGACUCUAAACUACGCGCGGCUCUUCCUCGGAAAAGUUGGAAUAUCCUGCAGUUUUACCUUCCUGGAAGU
This is a messenger RNA of Aspergillus wentii DTO 134E9, 2996 nucleotides long. Its product is annotated as putative cholinesterase. The coding region runs from base 471 to 2675 and encodes 734 amino acids. The record is from RefSeq and is a predicted model, not a curated record. Lineage: Eukaryota; Fungi; Ascomycota; Eurotiomycetes; Eurotiales; Aspergillaceae. The transcript has a single exon.